AACGCAUGCGUUGAAAUUCAUAACAUGCAAGAGCAUCCGGUCAUGCUGUUUCUGUAGACCGAUUAAAGUUAAUGCAAUGUUUUCUUUCUCAAAAGCGUGUAUUUUUGUUGUACAAGAACAAUGCAUCGCCGGAAGAUUUGCUUUAUAUUCAUCAAAACAAUUCUUAUGGACAAGUUCAUGCUAUAGUGCAUCAAAAGUAACUUAUCUGAAAACAACAGAAAAGGUCAAAUUAGGCCUUCAAUAUAAUGAAGCUGCAUGGAGCACAACACAGAUUCGAAGCAUUAGUUAUGAAGAGAAACAGAAAAAGCAGAGAACUCAUGCCCAGAAGAUGAUCGAUAUGUUUGACCUACCAACAAAGAAAAAGAAAUUUGAAACAAGAAAGCCAUUUGAUUAUUCAGGAGAUUUUGGAGAAUUGGAACCUUUAAAGGAUGAUGAAACCAUGUUUGUGUACAGGGGAUUGGAAGACAAGUUUAAAGAAUUUCCACAAAACUAUAGUAAAGUGACCAGCCUUGAGUAUGCUGAUGGGCAAGAGAAAAUGGCUCACAGAAUAUGGACUAUGCAAGAAAAGUUUCUCAACAUCUGCAAAUAUGGAGAAAGAAGUGAAAUGAUAAUUGCACAGAAAACAAUCCAGAUCAGAAAUUUAAAGGAACAUUGCCAGAAAAACAAAAAGGAUACUUUAGCAAGAGUGAUAUUGUUGGAACAAAUACAAGGACGUAAAAAAGAAUUGAAAAAGUUACGAAAGAGAGACUACAAGAGAUUUAUUUGGUUACUGAAGGAGCUAGAUCUCCUCUACAGACCACAUCCUCUGUAUGUCGACUUGAAUACCAGACGUGCAAGAAUGCGACAAUACUUGCGAGAUGAAACGUGUCGAAUAAUCCGAGAGAAAAUCAACGCAGUAUACACCAGACUGGACAGUGAGAAAGAAAACUUCUACACCGAGAAGGAAAAAGUUUUAUCAGAGAUUCGUAAGGACCUGUCUGAUCAUAACAUUAGUGCUUACGACGUCCUACAAAACGUCAGAAAGCUCCGACAGGAGAGGGUGGUGGAGAGACAGAACAGAGCCCCGCCCACCCCCAACACGUACAGGUGGAUACAGUCCGAUAAGGACCGCAAAAAGGCGGAGCGCAGGGAGAGGGACCUACACAGGAACGCCCUGGUUAAGAAGGGCAUGCAGAAGCUAGCCCAAUCAGAGGAGGCUUCAUGAAAAAAAAUUCUUAAAUAAAAAAUAUAACAUCAUUUGUAUUUGUAAAUUGCAUUUUCUCACGUUCAACAAAAUGCAAAAAUCCUUUAUUUUGUCCUAUUUCUGGAGAAAUUGAAGUUAUAGGUAUUUGGACUUGGUCAAUUUUCAUGAAACAUUAUUUAUCCUUUUAAUAUUCUUUGAACUAUGGUAAACCUAUUCUGAAAGUUGGUGAUAUGAGAGAAAAAUUUUAUUGAUGAGGUACUUUAAUCCCAUCUUUAAGAUUAAAGAUAAUACAAAGUU
This is a messenger RNA of Magallana angulata, 1480 nucleotides long. Its product is annotated as 28S ribosomal protein S15, mitochondrial-like. The transcript is spliced from 7 exons. The record is from RefSeq and is a predicted model, not a curated record. Gene Ontology annotation, biological process: translation. The coding region runs from base 77 to 1204 and encodes 375 amino acids. Gene Ontology annotation, cellular component: ribosome. NCBI's taxonomy places the organism in Eukaryota, Metazoa, Mollusca, Bivalvia, Ostreida, Ostreidae. Gene Ontology annotation, molecular function: structural constituent of ribosome.